Solenopsis invicta (red fire ant) is the source of this 1299-nucleotide messenger RNA. RefSeq lists its product as uncharacterized. NCBI's taxonomy places the organism in Eukaryota, Metazoa, Arthropoda, Insecta, Hymenoptera, Formicidae. The record is from RefSeq and is a predicted model, not a curated record. The coding region runs from base 484 to 861 and encodes 125 amino acids. The transcript is spliced from 3 exons.
CGUUUUGUUUAAUAUCUUAAUUUCAAAUAAAUUUAUACAUUUUAUACGUUUUAUCGUAUUUAAAACAGGAUUUCAGGAUCCUCUUGAGUCUGAGCACAAAGAUUGUCGUAAAUGUUACAGUACUCAGACUCUUUCUAUUUUUCAGAUUGCAAAAUGCCAUUAUUCAAAGUAGAAUCACCUAGUUACAAAAGAAUCAUGAUAAAAGCAAAUAGUAUAUCCCAAAUAAUUGAAAUUGCAACAAAAAAAUUAAAACUUUCUGAAGACAAUACUUACAAGUUACUUUUACAAAACGAUGGGACAGAGAUAGAUGAUAAUGAUGUCCUACUGGAAUAUGCAGAACAAUCUAAAGAAACGAUUGUUUUAACGAUUUUAGAUAUAAACAUGUCUUCGGACUAUAAUAAAAAAAAAUAAAGAUAACCAAAUUGUUUUAAAUGAAUCUAGUUCAAGAAUUGUUUUAAAUGAAUCUAGUUCAGAUGCAGAGAAAUGACAUUUCAGAUUCUAGUUCUAUCAGUAUGUUCUGAAGCAUUAAGUUCAUCAAAUAGAUCAAGUACAAAAGUAAAAUCAGUAAAUCUAGAAGACGGAGUAUGGAGUAAAUUAUCGGAAAAAAUAGUUGCUGCUUGUCUAAAAGGAGAUAAACUGUGUUUUUUAAAUAGAAAAGCAGUUCUUCAGAAAAUCGUAGAAUAUAUGAUUGUUACUCUCAAAAACACGACAAGAAGUAAAGCACAUGAAAUUGCGAUAAUUCUCUGCAAUAUUUAUCCGAAAACUUUUGCUGAUACAAUUGGUAACGAUGAAAUGUGGGGAAGUGGCUUAGAAACCGUACGGCUUGAAAUUUAUAACGCCUGUCUUUAUAAGAUUAAUUAAAAAAAAAUGUAAAUCGCUUUCGAAAGUUAUGAAUUAUGACAGUGACGAUGCUGAGCAAGAAGAACGUCAGCAGCAAACUACAACAUCACGACGUCAAGAUGAGUAUGGCUGCGUUGAGUAUGCACCUAUUCUAUUAGAUGAAAAUGCUGAAAGUGAAAAUAAACGACGUACUUUAUUAGAACCUUUCGCCCUUCACGAAAUAAAUUCAUUAGUUUUAAAAUUAAUGGAAGAAACGUAUCCAACUCUUCGUGCCGUAUUAAAUGAUAAAAAUAGAAAUUUAGAGAUAAUAGCUGCUGAGUGGCCUUUCUUACAAGAAACCGAUUGUUUCUUUCAACACUGUUUUCGAUUAUUAGGGAAAAAUGUUGUCCAAGUCUGAACAAAUUCACUUAGUAACAAGACGAAAUCCAUACGGCAAUAUUUCAAACAUUCACAGAAAAA